Molecule: messenger RNA, 1977 nt
Organism: Mizuhopecten yessoensis (Yesso scallop)
Lineage: Eukaryota; Metazoa; Mollusca; Bivalvia; Pectinida; Pectinidae
Product: probable flavin-containing monoamine oxidase A
Exons: 11
Coding region: 65-1642 (525 amino acids)
Molecular function (GO): oxidoreductase activity
Source: RefSeq, a predicted model, not a curated record
CAGUGUAGUUUGCUGGCAAGUAAUCUACACAAUUUUGAACUAUAUUCCGUCGGAAAACUUACGAAUGGAGAAACAUGUAGAUGUGACAGUCAUUGGCGGAGGGAUAUCUGGUUUGACAGCAGCUUAUCACCUCCAUAAAAAGGACCCAGCAUUAAAAAUAUGUGUUCUGGAGGCGAAAGAUCGGGUUGGCGGCCGGACACUUACUCUGCCUCUCAAGUGUAAAGAUGGCGGAACUGACCACUGGGACCUGGGCGGACAGUGGGUGUCCACAUCACAGAAAGACAUCAUGGCUUUACUUGAGGAACUUGGGCUGGAAACCUACCCACAAUUCACCACAGGGUCAAAGGUUAUGCAGGUUGAGAGUGCAAAAAUCCAAAGCUACAAGUCCGAUAUUCCAUCUCUUUCACCGUUUGAACUCAUUGACCUUCAGUUAUUUAUAUGGAAGGUAGAGAGACUCCGGAAGCAGGUCGACCACGAGGAUCCUUACAACUGUAGUAAAGGCGAGGAGUGGGAUACCAAAACUCUAGAGACGUUCCUAAAGGAAUCGCUGUGGACACGUGGUGCCUACGAGACAGUUGCGGCCGCCAUUCGUACCACCGUUACCAUGGAACCGUCACAGAUGUCCACCCUCUACUUCCUUAGUUUGGUGUCAUCCGCCGGUGGCCUAAUGAUCCUCAUGGAAGCAAACGAAGAUGCCGCUCAGGGUUUAAAGGUCAAGGGAGGAACGCAGCAGAUCUCUAAGAUUUUAGCGGAGAAAGUCGGGACAGACAAUGUCCUGCUGGAGCACGCUGUUACUAAGGUGAUACAGAAUGAGAAAAGCAUUCAACUCAAAUGCCGGAACGGACUGACAGUGAGCUGUAAGCGAGCAGUGAUGGCCGCACCGCCGAUGGUUGCAAGAAAAAUACAGUUUGAGCCCCAGCUGUCCUUACAGCGAAGAGAGAUAGAGAAAUGGAUGCCCUUUGGAAACUACAUCAAAGUCAUUGUCACGUACCAGGAGGCAUUCUGGAGGUCCAAUGGCCAAUCUGGAGAGGCUGUGACGUAUGGCGGUCCCAGUGACGUAAGCGGAUGUGACGUAGGCCCUCUUUCUAUUGUGUUCGAUGCAACAACUCCAACAGGAAGUCCCGCGCUGGUGGCGUUCUUGGCGGGAGAUCAAGCUAUCCAAUGGGGCAGACAGAAAGCUCACACGAGAAAAAACGCAGUUUUAAAGACAUUGACAGAUUUCUUCGGGUCGCAAGCCGAAAGCUGCCUUGACUACUUUGAGAAGGACUGGAGUGAAGAGCUAUUCAUAGAGGGCGCUGUAGCAGCCGUCAGUACAGGAGCAAUGCGAAACUUUGCUGCUGGUCUCCGGGAACCGCAGGGGAGGUUACACUUUGCCGGCUCUGAGAGCGCCAGAGAAUGGGACGGGUACAUGUCUGGUGCAGUCCAGGCCGGUAUACGUGCAGCAACGGAAAUAUUACAUCAACUCCGGCCUGGCUCCGUCUCCAGUGGAGAACUGUUCGGAACAGCUUACAGUCCUUCAUACAAAGCACCACAACAUCUAAGAAGAAAAGUGAAACAAUCUUACAUCACUAGAGGUUUGAGCUUCGCCAUUUUAGUAGGCGUCAUUGCGCUGCUGUAUCGGAUUUUUGUAUCGUUAAUUUGAUAUGAUUGUUAUUUUUACUAAACUGUUUAUUAAACAGCUGUACACACAUAAAGUGUGAGAUGUACAUCCGGCUUUCUCAUUUUAAGAUAAAAGUACAUAAUUUAUUCAAUAGAUAUUGGCUCUCAAACAAUCGCUCUAUUGUUGUCAAAUAUCUGUAAAUUAUUGCCGUACUUCCUGGUGCUUUUUAAUUCUAAGAUCUACUAUAAUCGGCCAAGUACAUGUACUGUCUGUAACUUUAUACAUUCUGAUAAUUAGGUAUACGUUUCAAUCAAGUACAUGUACUUACUGUCUGUCUGUCUGUCUGUCUGUCUCUUUCUCUGUAUGUCUGUCUGUCU